AUGGCUCAGACCAGGGCAAAGAAAGCCGCAGCAGUAAAUUUCCCAGCGAAACCGAAGCCGGCAACAGGGCCAGCAGCGAAGCCAACAACAAACCCUACAACAAAACCAACAACAAAACCAACACCAAAGUCAACACCAAAGCCAACACCGAAGCCAACACCAAAGCCAACAACAAAGCCAGCAGCAAAGUCAGUAGCAAAACCGAGGCCAACACCGAAGCCGAAGCUAGCAACAAGGCCAGCAACAUCGGGCAAUUUAACGGAGGGGCCGCUGUCUGGAUUUCCUCCUGAUUCGAAUGAUGAUGCACCUAAACUUAAGGAUCACAAGGUUAUUCUGAUAAUGGACUCGGCGGUCAAGGGAUACAAUUCUAAUCGCAGAGAGUAUUUACUUUUGCCCCUCUGGGAGAAGGCUUACAGCGUCGAUCAAAGUUGGUAUGGAAUUAGUGGUCUCGUGAAUGCAUAUCUUGGGGCUCUCAUAAAUGCCUUCUUAAAAGAUUCCCCAGGUGACGAUGGCCCAACCGGAGAGACGGUUUGCCAGUUUGACAUGCUCGGGUUUGAACCAAGAACCUGUUAUAAGGAUGCCCCUCGCGAUUAUGUGGCUGCAAUCUCAGAGAUGAUAAGUCAUGGUUAUCAGGAAUUGAACUUUUACAUCCGCCCAGUAGAGCCUGGUAGCUUCAGGUGUGGUUGCAUUGCGGAACACAAGGCCCAUAUUAUUAAACAUCCACGCAACGACGAAAAUACGGAUGUUGAGCGAACAAGCAAACGACGAAGGAACAAUGAGAAUGGUACGCUUUACUUAAGUAAAUUGGCGCCAGAGGUGGUGCCAGGGUGUCGUUUUAACUAUAACGAAGAUGUUGAACCCGGGCCACAGGAUCUUGACGGGAGUGAUGAAGGCCCCGAAGGGAUGGAGCUGGGUGACGAAUAUUCUGAGGGGCAGAAGCUGGGAGACGAAUCCUCUGACGGGGGAGAUCCGAGCGAUGAUAGCUCCAAGGGGGAGGACCCGUAUGAUAUGAGCUCUGAGGCGGCGGAUGACAUUUAUUCCAAACCGCUGGCCGAAGGAAGAGACGAGCAAGCGGCCACAAGCGAAAGGCAACACGUCUGGAAACAGUUUCACGAGAUUCAUAAUUGCAAGGAUAUUGAACAAUUUGACGAAGAAGUAUGGGAAAAUUGUUGCGCUUUUUUUGGAGUCGAUACUAGCAAAACAGACUGGGAACCACCCACCAUGUUCACAUUACCAGGCCUCAAGGUGGCUUUGCUACCUCAUCAAGCUUAUGCAGUCUAUUGGAUGCUAAAAUCCGAGGUAUCUAUAGCUGGCGGGGGCUUCCUUUGCGACGAGGAUGGAAUAGGAAGAGAAGAAGAGAUUUUAGCUGUAUUUGCCGCAAGCCGGGUUUUAGCAAAAGCCUCUCAGAUAAUGGAGGAGGAGAGGGGCCUCAUAGGCCAUAAAUUUCAUCUGCCCCCGUCCAGUGUCCAUAAACAGGGAAGCGGAGCUCGGUGCCCAAGUGAGGAGGCCGGGACACCACGGUUCCCUAUUGCUUGUCCUUGUGUCGAGGCUGGUCCUUCUGCUACUCUCAUGUCGCCCAAACGGUUUAGACCGACGCUGCUCGUAACGCCUGAUGGGCAGAUCCAAGAGUGGACUUUAGCCAUCAAACGUAUCCUCGAAUUUAGACCAGAACCAAUUAGCUGCGCAAUUCACAUAGAUGAACUGCCUUUGAAGCUUUCUGUCCUCCAGGAAGAUAAUUCAGAUAUAGACGAGGAAGUCCUGGAUAUGCUUGCCAUGCAAGCUACCACGAAGGAGAGACUGCCAGAUGACGAAAGCCUACUAGAUAGGGAAAGACUUCUUGUCUUGACCUCCGAGGAAGAGUGGAAACGCAGCAUGCCAAAUGUUGAGCAAGCCUAUAAAGCUGCAAAUAAGGGAAAAGAGCUUGUGACCGAGUGGGGACGCGUGAUUAAAGAUGAGUGCUAUACAGAUAUGGAGGCAAACUCGCGCACUGCGGAGACGCUGGCUCAACUUGGCGGAAAGCCAUGGUUAUGGGCACUUUCAGACGCUCCUUGUGAAGAACGGCCGGCAAAUCUGGCUGUAUACGUCGAUUAUUUGGCAAGCAAUGCAUCGGGAAGCUGGAGUGAUAAUCACAGGCUCCAAUGGGCGGAAAGGCUCAAGGAGGUAGAUUCGCAUUACCUGCUUUUGUUAAAAUGGGGGGAGCCGGUAUUUGGUAUUGGCGUCUGGCAAUUUGCCACACAGUUCGGAUACGUGUUGACGGGCCUGAUGAUACGGCGCACUGCCUUGACGGAAUGGUUUGGAGAGCGACUCCAUCCGCCAACGAAAAGUGUUAUGAUUACAUCUGGCCAAUUCAACCCAUCGCAAACAGGGGUUGACAAAAGCGUAACGAAACUCCGAAGGAACGCCCAGUGGAUUCUACGAAAGUCCAUAAAGCGCCAAAUAGCUCCCUCGAAAGACGAUGUGUAUCGUACUGGUAGGAUGACUCAAGUGGCCAGUGGGUUUAUGACAUGGUUCCAGCUUAUGCGCGUUUUCCGGAUGACAGCAACAGUACCAGGCCUGGCUCGACUUGCCGUUGAGGACAAUAUGCUGCUGUCGACAGCUGAGUUGGAAGAGAGCAAGUGGUGGGAACCGAUGGGUAGUUCCCCCUAUGAAAAUAAUCUGGAUGAGCUGGGCGCAAGUAGCGGAGCGUUCCGGCAACUGCUCCAACACCUAGGAAGCGGAGUGCUAAACAAAGGAAAGGCCAUUGUAGUGUCAGAAUUUCCAGUCAUAGCACACAUUACCCACUUAUGGCUAAAUAAAAAUGGUUACAAAUCAUUAAUAUUGCAUAAAUAUGACAUGAACAAUGCGAAGCUACUUCGAGCAUUCGAGAACAAUUAUAACGGUGGUCACGUUUCGGCUUUGCACAGGGCAGCGCAAGACGCACAGGUUCUUGUCACCACAUACCCAUUAUUGCCAAAGUGUUCUCCUAUCUACAAGACAGGACUGUUGAUCAGCAUGGAGCUUCCCUGGGACAUCGAAGAUGAGAGAUCCAUAAAAGAUCACCUCAGUAGACCUAAACAAGGAACAGCUUUUAAAUGCAAUAUCACUACUGGAGACAGAACAGAAACGAAUGUAAAGAAACACCACUUCGGAAAAUUGCGCUUUCGCGAUUUAAGUUUCAGGGAAGAUAACGAUCCGGAGGAUUUUGGAAGCCGAAAGCCACCCCGGAUUUUCGAGAUUUUCAGACACGCUGCCGAACAUCCUGAAAGGAUGCCGGCUGUGCUAGAAGAGCGACCACCUGGAGGUACCGGUAUCUCUGAUAUCUUCAAAAUGUUCUUCGAGGACUACUAA
This is a messenger RNA of Venustampulla echinocandica, 3327 nucleotides long. RefSeq lists its product as uncharacterized. NCBI's taxonomy places the organism in Eukaryota, Fungi, Ascomycota, Leotiomycetes, Helotiales, Pleuroascaceae. The transcript is spliced from 4 exons. Bases 1 to 3327 code for a protein of 1108 amino acids. The record is from RefSeq and is a predicted model, not a curated record. Gene Ontology annotation, molecular function: ATP-dependent chromatin remodeler activity; ATP binding.